CUUUCCUUUGUUUUUGUUUGCACCCUUAUCCUUUAAAAUUAGGUUCUCAGGUUUUGCCUCAAGGAAGUUAUGUGUGAAAUUAAAACUUCAGUAAUGGAGUUAGCCCACAGUUUAUUGCUGAAUGAAGACGCUUUGGCUCAAAUCACUGAAGCGAAGAGACCAGUUUUUAUCUUUGAAUGGUUGCGAUUUCUUGAUAAAGUCUUGGUUGCUGCCAACAAGACUGAUGUAAAGGAAAAACAGAAAAAACUUGUUGAACAAUUAACUGGAUUAAUAAGUAGUUCACCUGGACCACCUACGCGAAAAUUGUUAGCUAAAAAUCUUGCAGCCCUUUAUAGCAUUGGAGAUACUUUCACUGUUUUUCAAACACUUGAUAAAUGUAAUGACAUUAUCAGAAAUAAAGAUGACACUGCAGCCUACUUACCAACAAAACUGGCUGCAGUGGCUUGUGUUGGAGCAUUUUAUGAAAAAAUGGGGAGAAUGUUAGGCAGUGCAUUUCCAGAAACAGUAAAUAAUCUUUUGAAAUCUCUGAAAAGUGCAGAGUCUCAAGGGCGAAGUGAAAUCUUAAUGAGUCUACAGAAAGUUCUAAAUGGACUGGGUGGUGCAGCAGCUUCCUGUCAUCGUGAUAUUUAUAAGAAUGCCAGGUCUCUCUUAACUGACAGGUCAAUGGCUGUUCGAUGUGCAGUUGCCAAGUGUCUCCUAGAACUACAGAAUGAAGCUGUGUUCAUGUGGACUGCUGAACUGGAAAAUAUAGCCACUCUCUGCUUUAAGGCUUUGGAAAACUCAAACUAUGGGGUACGGGUGGCAGUGUCUAAACUCUUAGGAACAGUCAUGGCUACAGCAUUGAUGCCAAAACAAGCAACAGUAAUGCGCCAGAAUGUGAAGCGAGCAACAUUUGAUGAAGUCUUAGAACUCAUGGCCACAGGAUUUCUACGUGGAGGGUCAGGUUUCUUAAAGAGUGGUGGAGAAAUGUUAAAAGUUGGAGGGUCUGUUAAUCGUGAAGUGAGAGUUGGAGUUACACAGGCAUAUGUUGUUUUUGUAACAACAUUGGGUGGUCAGUGGUUAGAGCGUAGCUUUGCCACAUUCUUGUCUCAUGUACUUGAUCUGGUUUCCCAUCCUCGGGCAACGCAAACACAUGUAGAGGCUGUGUACUCCAGACGGUGCGUCUCCUUUAUCCUGAGAGCUACUGUGGGCAGUUUGCUAGGUGAAAAAGCCCAGAUUGCAGCUGCCAAAGAAAUAUGCCAAGCGAUUGGAAAGCAAAUGAAAGCAGUAGAAGCGGUAGUGAAUGACACUAGUGGUGAAAACAAAUCUGGAGCAGCAGACAUUGCAGCAAGCCAGCAUGUGAUGGUUUGCGCCCUGCAGGAGCUUGGGAGUCUGGUGCAGAGCCUAAAUGCCACCGCAUCCCCUCUUAUUCAGGAAGCAUCUAUAGGCCUUUUGGAGACAGUGACUUCAGUGCUUCUUCACCCAAGCAUGGCAGCUCGACUUGCUGCUGCGUGGUGUCUGCGCUGUGUGGCUGUGGCACUGCCUUUCCAGCUGGCACCAUUUCUAGACAGGUGUGCAGAACGACUCAACAACCUGAAAACUUCACCAGAAGCUGUUAGUGGAUACAGUUUUGCAAUGGCUGCUUUGUUAGGUGGAGUUCAUCAGUGUCCUUUGGGCAUUCCUCAUGCCAAGGGAAAGAUGGUAGUUAGUAUUGCUGAAGAUCUCUUACGAACUGCUGCCCAAAAUAGCAGGCUAUCUUUACAACGCACCCAAGCUGGAUGGCUCUUACUUGGAGCACUUAUGACUUUAGGACCAUCUGUUGUUCGUUACCAUCUGCCCAAGAUGUUGUUAUUGUGGCGAAAUGUUUUCCCUCGUUCACUGAAGGAAUUGGAGGCUGAGAAGGCCCGAGGCGAUUCUUUUACCUGGCAGGUAACAUUGGAAGGUCGUGCUGGAGCUUUAUGUGCAAUGAGGAGUUUUGUUGCACAUUGUCCUGAACUCCUAACUGAAGAUGUGAUUAGAAAAUUGAUGACCCCUAUUGAAUGUGCCAUGACUAUGAUGUCACACAUUCCAUCUGUAAUUAAAGCCCACGGAGCUCAUCUGAAAGCUAGUGCUGCAAUGGUCCGUUUAAGACUUUAUGAUAUCUUGGCGUUGUUACCUCCAAAAACUUAUGAAGGCUCUUUCAAUGCACUUCUUAGAGAACUGGUAGCAGAAUUCACUUUGACUGACAACUCAGCCAACACAACUACUUCCCUCCUCAGAUCCCUCUGCCACUAUGAUGAUAGUGUUCUUCUUGGUUCCUGGCUUCAAGAAACUGAUCAUAAAUCAAUUGAAGACCAGGUACUCCAGCCAAACAGUGCAUCUGGAAGUGGGGCUCUGGAGCAUGAUCCAUCCUCCAUUUAUUUACGAAUACCUGCGGGAGAAGCUGUGCCUGGGCCUCUUCCCCUUGGAGUUUCAGUCAUUGAUGCUUCUGUGGCUCUUUUUGGUGUAGUGUUUCCUCAUGUUUCUUUUAAACACCGAUUACAGAUGUUGGAUCACUUUGCCGAAUGUGUUAAACAAGCCAAAGGUGUUCGCCAGCAGGCUGUGCAGCUUAAUAUUUUUACAGCUGUUCUUAGUGCACUAAAGGGCCUGGCUGAAAACAAAAGUACUUUAGGACCUGAGGAAGUUCGUAAAUCUGCUCUGACACUAGUUAUGGGGGCCCUUGACAACCCAAACCCCAUCUUACGAUGUGCAGCAGGGGAAGCUCUUGGAAGAAUGGCUCAGGUGGUUGGAGAAGCAACUUUCAUUGCUAGAAUGGCCCAAUAUAGCUUUGACAAAUUGAAAUCAGCUCGAGAUGUUGUAUCCAGAACUGGCCAUUCUUUGGCUCUGGGCUGUUUGCAUCGUUAUGUUGGUGGUAUCGGCUCAGGACAACAUCUGAAGACCAGCGUCAGCAUUUUAUUGGCUCUAGCACAGGAUGGGACAUCCUCUGAAGUCCAGACUUGGUCCCUUCAUUCACUUGCUCUGAUAGUGGAUUCCAGUGGCCCAAUGUAUCGUGGAUAUGUGGAGCCAACAUUAUCUCUAGUUCUUACCUUGCUGUUGACAGUUCCACCCUCCCAUACAGAAGUUCAUCAGUGUUUGGGUAGAUGUUUGGGUGCUAUAAUAACUACUGUUGGCCCUGAACUACAAGGGAAUGGAGCAACAAUAUCCACAAUCCGUUCUUCUUGUUUGGUGGGUUGUGCAAUAACCCAGGACCAUUCAGAUUCUCUCGUGCAGGCAGCUGCCAUAUCUUGCCUUCAGCAGCUUCACAUGUUUGCACCACGACAUGUCAAUCUGUCUAGUCUCGUUCCUAGCCUUUGUGUUCACUUAUGUAGUUCCCAUUUGUUACUUCGACGAGCAGCUGUGGCAUGUCUCCGGCAGCUUGCCCAAAGAGAAGCAGCUGAAGUAUGCGAAUAUGCCAUGAGCCUAGCAAAAAAUGCAGGGGACAAAGAGAGCAGUGGUGCUAAUGUCAGUCCUUUUGCAACUGGAGCUAGUUCUCGAAGUGAUGUCCAUUGCCGGCACCAGGGUGUUAAUAUAACAGAAACUGGUCUUGAGGGACUUCUUUUUGGAAUGCUAGACCGGGAGACUGAUAGAAAAUUAUGUUCUGAUAUUCAUGAUACUUUGGGACAUAUGCUGUCAUCACUGGCUGUAGAAAAACUUUCCCAUUGGCUAAUGCUUUGUAAAGAUGUCCUAGCAGCUUCAAGUGAUAUGAGUACUGCAACUCCCUUAAGUAGUGGAAAAGAUGAAGAAUUUGAAAAGAAAGAUGAGAUGGAUGAUGAUACCAUGUUUACCACACUAGGAGAAGAAGAUAAAUCAAAGCCCUUUGUGGCACCUCGCUGGGCCACUCGAGUAUUUGCUGCUGAUUGCCUGUGUCGAAUCAUCAAUUUGUGUGAGAAUGCAGACCAGGCUCACUUUGACCUUGCUAUGGCACGUUCUGCUAAACUGCGAAACCCUACAAAUGAUCUCUUGGUACUUCAUCUCUCUGACCUGAUUCGCAUGGCAUUCAUGGCUGCAACCGAUCAUAGUAACCAGCUGCGGAUGGCUGGGCUCCAAGCACUUGAAGACAUUAUCAAGAAGUUUGCAUCUGUGCCUGAGCCAGAAUUUCCAGGUCAUGUGAUUCUGGAGCAGUAUCAAGCCAAUGUGGGAGCUGCUCUAAGACCAGCCUUUUCACAAGAUACUCCAUCAGACAUAAUAGCAAAAGCUUGCCAGGUAUGUAGUACAUGGAUUGGAAGUGGAGUUGUCAGUGAUCUCAAUGAUCUCCGUCGAGUACACAAUCUGCUUGUUUCUUCACUGGACAAAGUUCAGGCCGGAAAAGGAUCUUCCAGCCAACUCUACCGCGAGAGUGCCACAACCAUGGAAAAACUGGCUGUUCUCAAAGCAUGGGCAGAGGUAUAUGUGGUUGCUAUGAAUAUUAAAAAAGAAGCAGAGUCAAAACCAAAAAGAGCAAUUAAAAAUACUGAUGAUGAUGAUGAUGAUUACAGUACCAUAGAUGAACUACCACCAGACAGUUUAAUAACACUCGUACAACCUGAACUGCCAACACUCAGUCGCCUGUGGUUGGCAGCCUUAAAAGACUAUGCCCUUUUAACUUUACCAGCUGAAUUUGCUAGUCAGCUACCCCCAGAUGGUGGAGCAUUUUAUACUCCUGAGACUAUUGAUACAGCUAGACUUCACUAUCGGAAUUCCUGGGCCCCAAUUCUCCAUGCAGUGGCACUUUGGUUAAAUAGCACAGGAUUUACAUGUUCAGAGUCAGCAGAAGCGGCAGCAAUAGCAGGUUUACAAAAACGUUCUACACCCAUCAAUUUAAACCAAGCAUCAGGAGCAACGCCUAGUGCUAAAUCUUUGCCAGAAAUUAACAAAGACAGAAUGCAUCUGAUUUUAGGCGUGAGUAUACAGUUCCUUUGUUCCCCAAGACCUGAGGAGCCUGUUGAACAUGUUACAGCUUGUCUACAGGCCUUACACACCUUGCUAGAUUCUCCUUAUGCCCGAAUCCAUAUUGCAGAAGAUCAGCUGAUUGGUGUUGAGUUGCUGAGUGUUUUACACCGCCUCCUACUGACCUGGAAUCCACCAUCCGUCCAGCUGCUGGUGACUGGAGUUGUACAACAGAUAGUAAGAGCUGCUCAGGAUUAUUUGCAAGAAAAAAGAAACACACUAAAUGAAGAUGAUAUGGAAAAAGAGUCCUGUCCUGUAUUAGGAGAAGGAGGUGACAGUGGUGGUCUUAUUCCUGGAAAAUCUCUUGUGUUUGCAACUAUGGAGCUGUUGAUGUUCAUUUUAGUGCGGCACAUGCCGCAUCUCAGUACCAAGAUGUCGGACUCUCCAAGUCACGUAGCCACUAAAACUCGACUGUCAGAAGAAAGUGCUCGUUUGGUGGCAGCCACAGUUACCAUACUCUCUGACUUACCGUCCCUUUGUUCACCUGCUGGUUGUAUGACAGUCCUGCCCACGAUUCUGUUUUUAAUUGCAAGAAUAUUGAAAGACACAGCGAUAAAGUCUGCAGAUAACCAGGUUCCUCCACCAGUCAGUGCAGCUCUUCAAGGGAUCAAAAGUAUUGUGACACUUUCAAUGGCCAAAACUGAGGACACUCAGAAACAGUGGACAGCUCUAAUUCGUAGCACUCUGGCAUGCAUCCUAGAAUAUUCUCAACCAGAAGAUUCUAUGCCUAUGCCUGAUGAAGUAAGCAUGCUAACAGCAAUUGCACUCUUCCUGUGGUCUGCUGGCAGUGAAAUAAUAGGAGUCCAGUCACUGCAGAAUGGCUGCAUGAACAGAUUUAAAAACGCGUUAAAUUCAUGUGACCCAUGGGUUCAAGCCAAAUGUUACCAGCUUCUCCUCUCAGUCUUUCAGCAUUCCAAUCGUGCCCUUUCAACCCCCUACAUCCAUUCAUUAGCUCCAAUAGUGGUUGAAAAGCUAAAAGCUGUUGAAAGAAACAGACCAGCCAGUAAUACAGAACUUUUAGCUGUUCAAGAAGGAAUCAAAGUUCUUGAAACAUUGGUUGCUCUUGGGGAAGAACAUAACAGAGUCCAGUUACUUGCUCUUUUAGUUCCCACUUUGAUCUCUUACCUGCUGGAUGAAAAUUCUUUUGCCUCAGCAAGCACAGCUUCCAAAGAUCUUCAUGAGUUUGCACUCCAGAAUUUAAUGCAUAUUGGACCUCUGUAUCCACAUGCUUUCAAGACAGUAAUGGGAGCGGCUCCUGAGCUGAAAGUACGUUUGGAAACUGCUGUUCGAGCAAGCCAAGCCAGCAAAGCUAAAGCAGCCGCCAGGCAGCCGGCCCCAGCCGUGCAUUCUGCACCAACAAUUAAGCUAAAAACAAGUUUCUUUUAAUGUGCUAUUCCACUCGUUUUUGUUUAUUUUGUCAAUUAGCACCUAAUUAUUGAUAGCCACUGUAUCAUUCCAGUCUAUAGGUUCUACUUUAUUUGUAUAUAGGAAUUAUAUGCUUCCAAGUAGGGUAAGUGAAAUAAUGCUCACACUGGUUUCUGAUUUUGAAGGAAUGAUUUUUUUUUUAUUAUGUGGUGAAUGUGCUUUCAUUUUUUUCCUAAUAAUGUUUCUCUUUUAUUAAUUUAUUCUUUAAACACUGAGCCAUAGUCUUUUAAAUUAAAUGCAAAAAAAUUGUAUCAUGUAGUUGAGCAGCCUAUUGAUAUUGUCAGGGGGAAAAAUAGGUCAUAUUCUGCAUCUGUUAUAAAAAAAAUUAAUUGAAAAGCAAGCUGAAUUUAAAUUUUGAAGUAACCAAAAUAAUGUGAAGUGUUGGUUUUGCGUUGUAUCUAUUAAGAAUAAAGUUAACAUUUUCUUAGCAUUUCUCAGAAAGUCCUUACCUUUCAGACAGAUCUUUUUACCUUCAUAUUAGAUUACUAAAUUAUACUUGUGUAUAUUUUAGUUAACUAAAUUAAAACUCAUUUAAACAUUCAUUAAAAUGUUUCAAAUGUGGAAUAA
Molecule: messenger RNA, 6915 nt
Organism: Lagenorhynchus albirostris (white-beaked dolphin)
Lineage: Eukaryota; Metazoa; Chordata; Mammalia; Artiodactyla; Delphinidae
Gene: HEATR5B
Product: HEAT repeat containing 5B
Exons: 36
Coding region: 70-6309 (2079 amino acids)
Biological process (GO): retrograde transport, endosome to Golgi; intracellular protein localization; endocytosis
Cellular component (GO): Golgi apparatus; endocytic vesicle; membrane
Source: RefSeq, a predicted model, not a curated record